Aedes aegypti (yellow fever mosquito) is the source of this 4434-nucleotide messenger RNA. RefSeq lists its product as uncharacterized. The transcript is spliced from 6 exons. Bases 1024 to 2517 code for a protein of 497 amino acids. NCBI's taxonomy places the organism in Eukaryota, Metazoa, Arthropoda, Insecta, Diptera, Culicidae. The record is from RefSeq and is a predicted model, not a curated record.
AGAUCACACGGGAGGAUCGUAGCAGAAGCAGAAGCAGCAGUUGGCCUUGCAUCCAUCGUGCGAUUCAGUUUUCCGCCUGUCGUUGAGCUGUUAGCAUGCGCGUUUAGCUUUCCUCCCUCUCGAAGAAAAGUCCCUUGCGAGGUUUUGUGUUUUUUCUCUGUGGUUGGUCGUUUGGUGUCAUUCGCGAGUUUGGCGACGAUUUUUUUCUGGGGGUCUUUGCGUUUCCGGAUUUUUUGGUGACAAUUAGAUGGUGUGCUGAAGUUGUCUAAGGAUCUGUUAACUGAAUUGUGAAUUUUCCUGUGAAGACGGAUUAAGAAGUUGGUUCUGUGUGAAUUCGGUGUGGAUUGUGAAAUAAAUUGUUGGAAUUCCCUAGAAACAGGAAGUGCGUUCGAAUCUUCGUCAAAAGUGCUUCGGAAAAUCCAGCAGACCCAGAGUACUCAACAGAAGUGAAUUAAAGAGCCUAUCCAGAGUGCAUUGCUGCCAAGUGUUCUAUGCUAAUUGGAAUUCCUGUUCAAACAUAGGAAAACGUUGUUCGAUACAAGCCAUUGAGCGUGGAGCUAGGGAAAAACGGAAAACAAUAAAGUGUGAAGAAUUUCCUAACAAUCACCAUCAACCACCGCAAAGUCAGCAGAAGUCUUCGGGAAAAUCCAGCAGUUGUUCCGGCAGCGCAGAGCCCAGCCAGUGCAGCAGCCGUUGAGGAAUCAGAAUAAAAAACGCACUUCGCAACCCCCCUCGCAACGGAUGGAGAAAUGACCCGUAGUGUGAUGAGCUAGUACAUGAUCACCUCUCCUACCCGUUUAGUGUCUUUCAUUUUAAAAGCUACAUUUUUAAAAUAAAAGAGCCCUCUUGCAUUCCACGUUUAAUCUCGCCCUUAACGAGCACCACUCUCAUCCCGGAAUAAGUACUCCGAAAAUCGUUAAAAACUUUCGUUACAACACAAAGGGCAAUUGUUUUCUGCCUUCCAUUCCGGAGAGUCGUCCAACCGAGGGGCUCAAAAUUUGCAAUUACAAUUGCGCAACGGAGAUGAAUUGCAGCAGAAUGCGGUUUCUAGUGGCGUCGAUAGCUGUAGUGUGGCUGGCCGUCGUGGUCCAUGCCGAAGAUCAAACGGAACCUGCACCGGCGGCCUCGGAAGAGCAGAAGCCCAUGGCUGCAGCCCUAUAUGGAGCCGAUGCCGAACAGAAGGCUAAUGACGAUGGAUACGACUUCUUUUCGAUCGAUCAACUCUUUCUGAACAAUCCGCAGUACGCAAAGCUGCUUAGCGAUCUUCAGGCGCAUACCUUCGGGAGCAAUUGGAGGCGGAAGAGGGACGUUGGAGACGAGGAACCUCCGGCGGAAACUCCCGUGGAAACCCCGGAAGAGACUAGCCCAACCUCGCCGAUUGCCGAAAUCACCGAGGUCACCAAGGACAUGAGGGAGACUGCUAAGGAAACGAGCGAAGCGGUUGAAAACAUUGAAGGUAGAACAACCCCACUUAAAGCAUCCAGCUCGAUCUCUACGACUACCACCAGCUCGUUCGGAUUCUCCGGAUCUACCGAGCGAGCGCACGAGGAACCCACCAGUGCGGCCCCCGUUCGCAGCAGUACUCCCCGACGGCUCGUCCACAAGGGCAACAAGAACAAGAACAAAAACGGCAACAACAAGAACGGCCCGAACAAGCAACAGCAGGACUUCGGUAGCACCCUGACCGCAACGAACGUCAACAAGUUCACGGUGACAAACUCUCCGUCGGCAACGUCUCCGCUGUCCUCUUCGCCACUGUCCUCGUCCUCCUCGUCGGCAUCCACGUCCUCGUCGUCGGCAGCCAUCACAUCGACCUUGACCACCAAUCCGGCCAGCAGUAGCAGCAAUAUGGCAGCCGCCGCAGCAGCAGUGGCCAACGCGACCAACGUGCCCGGAAGCAACAAUAAAGAUAAGGUUGGCCUGGCCCCGACCAAGUACCACUACUAUCCGCACAAUCAGCACAUCUACUUCCUGCCGGAGUGUGCGAUCCAACAGGUCUGCAACGCUGUCUACGUCCGACUGAACUACACGCAACCCCUAUGUGCCUGUCCUCCACGUUACCGCGACCCGUGCUCGGCCAGUCUGAACGAAGACGACAACCACACGAUCAAGCUGGUCGGCAAUGCCCAGCGGAAGGCCGUCACCCUGGCCAAGACGUGCGAGAACACCAACGAGCUGCGCGAAUGUCGGGCCCCUAAGGAUUGGUCCAUCCUGGCGCUGCAAAACUCCCGGACCGGCAAGUCCCACUAUCUGGUUAUCUGCAAGUGCCCGCCGCACUACCGACUCGAGGGACCGCUCGCUCACGAUCAGCCCACGUACGCCGGCCUGCCCGGUAUCAACGUGUACGGUAUGCUGUGCGUCCCGCCAGAGUCAUACGCCCCGAAACCCCUGAAGACCCCCAGCUCCCAGUCGAUCUACAACAAGUGGAAGGUCCGACCGGCGCCAGUUUCCUCCUACCGCGACACCGAAUACCGAUCAUUCCAGAAUGCCACCAUGACGUCCGACGAUGUGGAGUGAACCCCUUCCCUCCUUCCCGCAUGGCGCAUGGUUUCCACCAUUGACCACUGAUAACUGAGAGAAAGAGACGGAGAGUUAGCUUCAUUCUCGACAGCCAAACCGAUUAGUCUUCGUGAUUAGUAUUUAUUACAUAUAUUUUUGUAUUUAUUACAUGAAGAGUAUUUAUUUUAUUCGGAGUAAGUUCCACUCGUGUGGAAAUUAUUGUUUAUCGAUCGGUACGGAGAGUUAAGCGUUUCAGGGUCUGUAAUUUGCCACAAAAGAAAAGAGUGUCCAGACGACGUAAAGUCAAUCGCGAAAUGCGAAAGAAAACGCUACAAAUGUUCCAAACAUUUGUAUUGUGCUUUUCAGGCCCAAUGAAAUGACAACAAUUAUUAUUUUAAUAAACACCUUAAUUAGUCGUCCUCUUGGACGGAUACCUACUCGCAUAGUUCACCACGUAGGACUGGAACGCAAGACGAUGAUUAAUUAACGGAAACCAAUUUUUAAUGAAACAAAGCCUGCACUGUUGUUAGUUUUAGAAGGAAAAGUUAUCUCACACGCAAAUGUGAAAGGAAAAACAAACGAAUGUUCAACAAAAAAUGAGCAAAAAUGCACCUUAAUAAUCAUGCUCACAACUUCUUUUUUUCUUUCCACUUCCACCACUAGAAGCCGAACCUUAACUAACAGUAGGCCUUGCGCGCCCAUCAAUCCACCGUCACAUGCUAGUCUUUGUUCUGCGACUCGAGUGACGCAAGUUGAUACCUUCCCCUAUACACAACACAGAUGGCGUCUCAUCACUUUCUUGCAUCAAUUGACUCGCAGAAUAAAGCAGACCUUUUUUUAAUUUUCGCGCUCCUUUGUUGUCGCACACGCUUCAUGAGAGCCGCAAACUCUAUCGCAACAUUAUAACAAAUGUUCAACGCCUGUCUAUGAUGAACCUCACCGUCAUCUUCGUUGGGAUGUAACUCAUAUGUCAAUGAAAGUAAAUCUGGCUAAAAAAAAACUCCCAACGCAUAUCACUUUCAAGUAAAUUGGCUUGAUUUCCCGCGCAAAUAGUGAGUAGGUGGAGGUGGAAAGAAAACUCCGCAGUAUAACAGCAGGCAACAAAAAAGCUAAUACUAAACAAUGCAGAAAAUGAGAGUCACCGUUUUAACUCACUCGAAGCUGCGCUCACGCACAAACAUUAUAAUAAUAGGUAUACCUAGGAGCAGACUUAUAACUUUAUUACUAGAAGGGCAAAAGAGUUUAGUUUCAUUUUAAAUCACGCGCACAUCAAGACAAGACGAUAAUUGCAGUGCAGAAGGAAAAUAAAAAGUCAAAAGAUGGAAUUUUUAGAUGCCUAUCUUAGUAGGCGGCACUAGGGUCACCGCGUGUCAGUCAGAGAGAGAUUCAAUAUUUAAAUAGAACCGAACAAUAGGAAUAUUCAACAGCAUGUGGUCUAUAGUCGAUAAACUUUCCUAAUUAUCGUCAGAUUGAUUUCGUCAGCAAUAUAUUUCGCAUCCUGACUGACUCAUCACAAAACCGAGCCACAAAAUUACACACACUGAUUAGCGCUAAAAAAAAUACCGCCACUGCUUAGGAAAGAAACCCAAAUUGCGGAAUUAUUAUAGUAGUUAGGCCCUAUCAACAGAAAAGGAAAUGACGAGAGAGGAAACUCUAUUGUAAAUAUGUUUCAUGGCUAUCUCCCAAACUCUCGCACACUUGAUUUUCCUUUCGAUAUUUAUUCGCUAAACCUGCAACAUAAAAACACCUGGUAAUUUAUAUAUUUUUAAAGAUAUUAGUUUUAACCCAAACACUGGCAUGAGUUUGCCCAGUGCUACUAAUAAAGUUAUAAAAUUAUACCUUCUCUAGCCGGACCGCGCACAAUUACUAUCCUAUUAUAUAAUUAUUACAAUCGAAAACACACAAAUCCAGAUGAACAGAUAGGUAAUGGAGAAA